UUUAUCUAUAAAGAUUCAGAACGGCACGCAAUUCCACCUCUUUCUUUAUUUCUUUUCUUCCUUCCGUUCUUUAAAAUUUAUACACCCCUGAUAUCCAAAUAUGAGUGACUGUAAAAGAGUAUCAAAUAUGAACUCUAUUGAUCUCUCUUCCCCAGAUAUCGCUACCUCUGUUUCCUUACUUAAACAGGCAUGUAUGGAUUCUGGUUUUUUUUAUGUAACCAAUCAUGGCAUCAGUCAAGAAUUCAUGGAGCAAGUUUUCAACCAAAGCAAGAAGUUUUUUGAUCUUCCUUUGGAUGAAAAAAUGAAACUUCUUAGGAACGAAAAACAUCGAGGCUACACCCCUGUUCUCGAUGAACUUCUUGAUCCCGAUAAUCAGCUUCAGGGUGAUCACAAGGAGGGAUUUUAUAUAGGUAUCGAACUGCCUGAAGAUGAUCCUGAAGCUCAAAGGUCAUUUUACGGGCCAAAUUUAUGGCCUGGCUCAGAUAUCUUGCCUGGAUGGAGACAAACUAUGGAAAAAUAUCAUCAAGAAGCUAUGCAAGUGGUUAGAAAAAUCGCAAGGCUCAUAGCUCUUGCACUUGAUCUAGAUACCAACUAUUUUGACCAACCAGAAAUGCUUGGGAAGCCUAUUGCAAUCUUACGCUUGCUGCAUUAUGGAAGUCAAUUAUCUGAUCCAGCAAAGGGAAUAUAUGGAGCUGGUGCACACUCCGAUUAUGGUUUGAUUACUCUCCUAGCUAUAGACAAAGUUUCCGGGCUCCAAAUAUGCAAGGACAAGGAUGCCGAGCCUCAGGUAUGGGAGUAUGUUGAACCGUUAAAAGGAGCAUUUGUGGUAAAUUUGGGUGACAUGCUUGAAAGAUGGAGCAAUGGUAUUUUCAGGUCAACGUUGCAUCGAGUGUUAGGCAAUGGCCAAGAACGAUAUUCCAUUCCAUACUUUGUGGAGCCUAGUCAUGAUUGUAUAGUUGAGUGCUUACCUACAUGCCAAUCGAAAGAAACCCCCCCGAAGUUUCCUCCUAUCAAGUGUGAACAGUACCUCCUUCAACGAUACCAGGACACACAUGCUCACCUGAGUACAUAUAAGCCGUGAACAUCAAUGUUGUCACUGAGUUCGUCGUAUUACAAAAGAGCAAUGCUAGAUCCUCUUACAAAUCCUGUUAGUCAAUCAUCCAAUUCACACAGAAUGCGUGUUUCGUGUACAAUAUUUAUCCUGAAAGUAGUUGCAUCUCAAGGAGAUUGUAAAACUAAUAAAAAUACAUGAUUAAAUUUGAUGAAUUUUGCA
This is a messenger RNA of Erigeron canadensis, 1273 nucleotides long. RefSeq names its product 2-oxoglutarate-Fe(II) type oxidoreductase hxnY-like. Lineage: Eukaryota; Viridiplantae; Streptophyta; Magnoliopsida; Asterales; Asteraceae. The coding region runs from base 101 to 1081 and encodes 326 amino acids. The transcript is spliced from 11 exons. The record is from RefSeq and is a predicted model, not a curated record.